AUGCGGCUCGAUAAACUAAAAAUUUUAAUUAUUGGACCCUCGGAUAGUGGUAAAACUACCAUAGCCAAUUUCUUAUCAGAAUCCAUUAACGUUGACGAAGGUGGAAUCUCUCGAGCUACACAAGGAGUUCGCAUUGUCGAAUUUGAGCUUUCUCAUCUUAACGUGAACGAUAAACCAUAUAAAGUCGACAUAGAAAUGUGGGACUGCAGUGGUGACCACAAAUUUGAAUCAUGCUGGCCUGCACUUCGACUCGGCGUCCAAGGAGUGAUACUCGUAUGCUCUUCAAAUAAUGUGAACACAGCAGCAAGGGAAAUGGAACUAUUAUACAAUUACUUCGUGAGCCAGGCGAAGCUUUCGGCAAAGCAAUGUGUUGUAUUUUAUAAUAGCUCAGAUGAUCAAGAAGACAUGGACUCAUUGAAUUUGUCUUCUACAUUUUCAAAAGUAUCACAGGUGGCUGUGAAUACGAAAUCCGGAGGUAAUCGCUUGAGAAUCGAUUUUUCUAACUUCGUUACUUCUAUUUUACAGACAUUAAAUAAA
This is a messenger RNA of Brenthis ino (lesser marbled fritillary), 537 nucleotides long. NCBI's taxonomy places the organism in Eukaryota, Metazoa, Arthropoda, Insecta, Lepidoptera, Nymphalidae. The record is from the annotation of a GenBank genome assembly.